CUCCGCUAACUAAACUGCGGAACUAAAAAGCAGCGAUGCGCUCCGUUGCUCGUCAAUCGUAGCGUGAAGUUGAGGUAACACGAAGGCCUUCCUUAUCGACCACUCUGCUUGAGUUUAGCUUAUCUUCUGCAAGCAGGAUAUUUAACUACAACAUGCACAAGUUGCAAGUUUACUUAACAUUAGCUAGUCGCGUCGUUUUGACAGCUAAGGCUAACUAGCUAGUAGGCAUUUGGUGCUCGACGCCAGUUUCAAAACAAAGCCCGCACAAACCCGAGAAGUUGAGACUCAGCUGUCAGCGUCGGGGUAGCUUGUUUCAAAACGAGCCAAGCUAGGCUGGAGUCUCGUCAGACGCCAUCCAGUUGGUUUUUUAUCAUAGUUUUUACAGCGUUGUUUUGCUGACGGUAAGGCUAAGUUUAAAAAAGCUGUCAGCAGGUUUUGGUUGUGACGCGUUUGAGCUGAUAAUUAUCCCACCAGCUAGCGUUAAGCUACGUGGUCCUGGCGAUUACAAUCACAAUCAAGUUUUGAAGCUUGGAUUUAAAUGUCCGAAAAGAGUUCAUCGUCCGGUUCAGAUGAGGAUGUGGACCCGGAAUCCGGGCAGCCUGUGGAGCUGGGAGGCGUUUUAAGCAAGUGGACAAAUUACAUACACGGAUGGCAGGACCGAUGGGUCGUGUUGAAAAACAAUACUUUGAGCUACUACAAGUCGGAGGAUGAACGGGAAUAUGGCUGCAGGGGGUCCUUGUGCCUCAGCAAGGCUGUCAUCACACCUCAUGAAUUUGACGAGUGCCGUUUUGACAUCAGUGUGAACGACAGUGUCUGGUACCUCAGAGCUGAAGAUCCUGAGCACAGACUCCAGUGGAUUGAGUCGAUUGAACUGCACAAGGCCGAGUCCGGUUAUGGUUCAGAAACCAGUCUGAGGCGUCAUGGUUCCAUGUUGUCUCUCACCUCCGCAGCCAGUGCCUUGUCUGCUACAUCCACAUCCUCCUUUAAGAAGGGGCACAGGUUGUGUGAGAAGUUAGCAGAAAUGGAGACUUUCCGGGACAUUCUGUGCAGACAAGUGGACACGCUGCAGAAAUACUUUGACUCCUGUGCUGACGCUGUCUCCAAAGAUGAAUUCCAUAGAGACAGAGUAGUGGAGGAGGAUGAAGAUGACUUUCCUACCACUACAAGAACCGACGGCGAAUAUAAUCACAACAACAAUGGCAGCAAAGAGAAAUUGUUUCCCCCUGCCAGUCCAAAAGGUAUCAAUGGUAUAGACUUCAAGGGUGAGGCCAUCACCUUCAAGGCCACUACAGCUGGCAUUCUGUCCACCUUAUCCCACUGUAUCGAACUGAUGGUCAAACGAGAGGACAGCUGGCAGAAGAGAAUAGACAAGGAGCUUGAAAAGAGGAGGAGGGUAGAAGAUGCCUACAAGUCUGCUAUGAAUGAACUGAAGAAAAAGUCACACUAUGGAGGCCCAGACUACGAGGAGGGGCCCAACAGCUUGAUCAAUGAGGAUGAGUUCUUCGAUGCGGUGGAAGCUGCACUGGACAGACAAGACAAGAUAGAGGAGCAGUGCCAGUCAGAGAAGGUCAGAAUACCUCGACUAACACCGGUUCCUCCAGGAGACGCCUACUCCACCAUCGGCACACACAGAUUUGCCACCAAGCCCAAUAGCCAUUCUUCUUCCCUGUCCUCCGUUGAGCUAGUCAGUGCUUCAGAUGACAUUCACAGAUUCAGCGCUCAGGUGGAGGAGAUGGUGCAGAAUCAUAUGACUUAUUCUCUUCAAGAUAUGGGUGGAGAUGCCAACUGGCAGCUGGUGAUAGAGGAAGGGGAGAUGAAGGUGUACAGGAGAGAAGUGGAAGAGAACGGUAUCGUGCUGGAUCCUCUCAAAGCUACACAUGCAGUGAAAGGGGUGACGGGACACGAGGUUUGCCACUACUUCUGGGACACAGCUGUCCGAUUGGACUGGGAGACCACCAUUGAAAAUUUCAACGUUGUGGAAACACUCUCCGACAAUGCUGUCAUUGUUUAUCAGACGCACAAGAGAGUGUGGCCUGCCUCUCAGAGAGACGUGCUCUAUCUGUCAGCCAUCAGGAAGAUCCUGGCAACAAACGAGAAUGAUCCCGACACAUGGCUGGUCUGCAACUUCUCUGUGGACCACGAUAAUGCCCUUCCCACAAACAGGUGUGUCCGUGCCAAAAUCAAUGUUGCCAUGAUCUGCCAAACUCUCGUUAGUCCACCUGAGGGCGACAAAGAGAUCAGCAGAGACAACAUCCUCUGUAAGAUUACCUACGUUGCCAAUGUAAACCCAGGAGGUUGGGCUCCAGCAUCAGUCCUCAGAGCCGUGGCCAAGAGAGAAUAUCCCAAGUUCCUCAAACGCUUCACCUCCUACGUACAGGAGAAAACUUCUGGGAAGCCGAUCCUCUUCUAAACACUGAGAGCUUGCAAAGGAUCAUGGCUGCCUGCUGGAGAGACUACAUUUUUCAGCGUGAAAUGGGCUAUUGAUGACUACAUGACCCAUUCAUCUGUCAAUCAGAACGUGUAUUCAAUCUACUACAUGCAAAACACCAUAUCAUCCAGGACGUCCCACAGGACACGUGCUUGUAGAAGAGACUGGUUGUACAGCUUUAAUCCAUCAGUAGUUGUCAUCCCAGCCACAUUGUAAUGGCUUAAUACCACCUGUUGGUCAUGGGUACAUUUAUAUGUACAUUCAAGAGUUUCCUAAGUGGUUUUUUGAAUGGUUGUUACCAAUUAUUUGCUUUUUUUGUAAAUUGUUUUGUACAUUUCUUAUGAUUACAUACUUCUUGACUUUAUGGGUUUGCUUUCAUCACUAGCAUUACAGCUACUUGUUUUGCUGCUGCUAAAGUAACUACUAUGAGAGAGGAAAGUAGGUAUUGACAGGAAAAGCAGUGAUGAGGUGUGGUACAGUAUAUCUUCUUUCUUGCCUUCUCCUGUCCCUCUAGUGAUGACUCUUCUCUGCAGUUUGAUGGAGGGUCAGAGCCUAAAGCUUUGAAUAUGUUUCUCUUCGAAAUCUUUAUAUUUCUAGAUUGUUAUAAAGUAACUUUUGUGGAGAGAGAACCAUAGACACAGUGUAUUGUACAGAGAAAACAGAAUAAGUUUUCAAUUAGUUUACCAAUGUGAGAAAUGUGAAUUGACUGUUAAACGCUUGAAUCUGAUAAUUAAUGGGCCAAUGAAUUCUGAAGUAGGAGAUAAGUCUGAUGAUCCAUGUUGGACUUUAUUUUCAACAGAGUUAAACUGAUAUAUUUGGAUAUCUGUGAUGUAGUUGACAGUCUGUAGAUGCUAAAUUUUGGUCUAUUGCCAGUAUCUGCCUUUAUCCUCCAUCUGACACGGUUUCUGACAGAUAUUUGCAAUGGACCAGUCAUAGCGUCUGAUGUAAAGAUUCCUCUCUUUAAUUGAGAGAUGAGGUGAUACCUUUUUUUUCUUUCUUUUUUUUUUACACCCCAGGUUGUUUUUCACCACAGUCAGCCCCUGAUGAAGCACUGAAAAAUCUGUCACGAGUGUUAUUAUUUCCCUCUCAAUAGUGUACAUGCUGGGAUAAAAAUGCUCUUAAGUGCUGCUGCUGUUGUGCAGGAUAAGGCAAAGUUGUAAAAUGUUGAGUAGGAUAUCAUCUACACCCUAGACUCUUAGUCAUACUGUAACAUUACAUUUCACAUGCCACACUACAGUGCAGUGGCCUCCUGCCCUUUGACUGAUAAACUACCCCCAGAAUGCCUUAGACACCAGGAUGAGCCCUAUAAAUCCUGGAUAUCUCUACUGUACAGCCACCAGAUGUGCAUUUAUCAACGCUGAAAUGAAGUUGGGUGGGGGAGAGGGUCAGCAUUUCACAUCAUCUUACCUCAAGAUUAAGAUUUACUCUAGAUUGUGUUUCAUGCCAUCAAUUUUUUUUUUUGCAAUCAGUAGAUCUGCAUGUUGUCACCAUCAGUUUUGAGGGGUCAGAGGUUAGGAACGAUCUGCAUUCAUUGUUUUGCAGAUGAUCACAAGAGCUAGAUCUAUGAGCAAUGUCAGCUGAAGAAUGCAUUUAGUGUUUUUAAUUUUGAUAUUUUGUCAGUAAUCUACACACUUUGUAUAUUUCUAAGUUGUACAUCAGAAGUGUUAUUAUUUGCACUAAAUGUAAUGCAAUUAAACAAUGUUCUGUAAAUUAAAAUUGUUACACAACAGACACAA
Messenger RNA from Scomber scombrus (Atlantic mackerel), 4164 nucleotides. RefSeq names its product ceramide transfer protein-like. Gene Ontology annotation, biological process: ER to Golgi ceramide transport. Lineage: Eukaryota; Metazoa; Chordata; Actinopteri; Scombriformes; Scombridae. The coding region runs from base 539 to 2410 and encodes 623 amino acids. The transcript is spliced from 18 exons. The record is from RefSeq and is a predicted model, not a curated record. Gene Ontology annotation, molecular function: phosphatidylinositol-4-phosphate binding. Gene Ontology annotation, cellular component: Golgi apparatus.